This is a messenger RNA of Rhipicephalus sanguineus (brown dog tick), 222 nucleotides long. RefSeq names its product disks large homolog 1-like. Gene Ontology annotation, molecular function: protein binding. Lineage: Eukaryota; Metazoa; Arthropoda; Arachnida; Ixodida; Ixodidae. The record is from RefSeq and is a predicted model, not a curated record.
AAGUACCGGUACCCGGAGGAAGUGGACCUCCCUCCCACGUCGUCGAGGCUCAAGGACGUAGACGGCUUGGGCACCAGCGUCGACCACUACUCUUCCAGCGCCGUCGAAUCGCCUAGGAAGGUGAGCGGCCCGAACAUGCGCCUUGCCUCUUCCUUGUUUUGGCGCGUCGAAGAUCCGGCGCGCAUCUGCAUAUUGUUCGAUGCCAGCGCCGCGGUCAUGUAG